Messenger RNA from Lycium barbarum (goji berry), 1188 nucleotides. RefSeq names its product transcription factor MYB73-like. The transcript has a single exon. Gene Ontology annotation, biological process: regulation of DNA-templated transcription. Gene Ontology annotation, molecular function: RNA polymerase II cis-regulatory region sequence-specific DNA binding; DNA-binding transcription factor activity, RNA polymerase II-specific. The coding region runs from base 154 to 900 and encodes 248 amino acids. NCBI's taxonomy places the organism in Eukaryota, Viridiplantae, Streptophyta, Magnoliopsida, Solanales, Solanaceae. The record is from RefSeq and is a predicted model, not a curated record. Gene Ontology annotation, cellular component: nucleus.
AACUCCUCUUUCCUUACGGUUAUUGUUACACCGAUCGUGUACAUGUUCAUUUUACUCUUAUUUAUUUUUCUUUCUAUCUCUAAACCCUAACCACCCCCACCCCUUCUUCCCUUUAUAUCAAUUAUUAUACACCAAAACAAAAAUUCUAAAUCAAUGGAGGGUAGUGGAGAUAAGAUCAAAGGUUCAUGGACUCCUGAAGAGGACGACAUGUUGAUAAAACUAGUUAACCAACAUGGUCCAAGAAAUUGGUCCCUUAUAAGUACCGGCAUACCAGGUAGAUCCGGUAAGUCUUGCCGUCUGCGGUGGUGCAACCAGCUCAGCCCCGCCGUGCAACACCGUCCGUUUACCCCUUCUGAGGAUGCUAUUGUCCUUCAGGCCCAUGCCCUUCAUGGCAAUAAGUGGGCCACUAUUUCCCGCUUAUUGCCUGGAAGGACUGAUAAUGCAAUCAAGAAUCACUGGAGUUCCACACUUCGUCGUAAGCGCCCCGCACCAACACCUAUGCUUAUGGGCUUGGAUGAGUCAAUGGUUGGGUCAUCAUCAGAGUCCAACUCAAAGAGGCAAUGUUUUAGUUGUGGGCUUGAUGGGCUCGAUGAUGAUGAAUUGGGCCUUGAUGGGCCUGGACCUGAGACUUCACUAACGUUGUCAUUACCCUGGGGAGGGAUGCUAGAGUCACCUGCCCCGGUGGUUGAGGAAGAGAUAGUGAAGGAAGAGGCGCCGAUCAAUGUUGAUAGUAAAGUGAAGGAGGAAAAAAGUACGGUGGAGAUUGAAGAGACAUGCUUGGUGACAAUCAUGCAGCGUAUGAUAGCCCAUGAGGUUCGUUGUUACAUUGACAAAUUACGGGGUCAGGGUGGCUUUGGAAUUGGGCCUGGCUUUGAGUCUGAGGUUCCAAAACAGCUUUAGAAAUUCAUAUAGUCCAUCUUCGUUUCACUUCUCUCUUUUGAAUAUUACUAUUAGGAUAACUAUGAAUACGUUUUUUUUUUCCCCUACUCUCCUUGAAGGCCAAAAUUGCACCACCGUGCACUUGAAUUCCUAAUUUAAAGUCCAAUUCUCUUUCAUAUCGUUGAUUAAUGGACUACUUCUAACUUGUGGAUGUUCUUGCAGAUUGCACCUAUAUAUCUAUAUACUUUAGGAACUCAUGAUUUAUUGAACAACUAGCCCGGAAAAGACUGAAAAUUCUAGAGUAAUAAG